Molecule: messenger RNA, 936 nt
Organism: Tarenaya hassleriana
Lineage: Eukaryota; Viridiplantae; Streptophyta; Magnoliopsida; Brassicales; Cleomaceae
Exons: 4
Biological process (GO): GPI anchor biosynthetic process
Cellular component (GO): endoplasmic reticulum
Molecular function (GO): catalytic activity
Source: RefSeq, a predicted model, not a curated record
CUGCAGGACGUGAAGGCGGACGAGGCCGACGAAAUGCGGCCGCUGUCGGAUCUGGCGGCGGCGCUCGGCAUGCACUUCGUCUUCGCCGAUAGCUGGGCCCCGCAGUACGGGAACGCCGUCCUCUCCAAGUGGCCGAUCAAGCAGUCCGCGGUUCACAGGAUCUUCGACGACUCCGAUUUCAGAAACGUGCUGAAAGCGACCAUAGAUGUUCCUGAGACGGGGGAAGUGGAGUUCCAUUGCACACAUCUUGAUCACUUGGAUGAGAACUGGAGGAUGAAGCAGGUUGAUGCUGUCAUCGCAUCCGCCAACGGAGCACCUCACGUCCUUGCUGGUGCUCUCAAUUCUCUCGACGAAACCGACUAUUCUCCCGAGAGAUGGUCCGACAUCGUCAGGUAUUAUGAAGAGAUGGGUAAGCCAGUGCCAAAAGCUGAAGUGAUGAGAUACUUGAGGAGGAAAGAGUACACGGACGCCAAGGAUUUUGGAGGAGAGUGCGAAUCGGUGGUUGUGGUAGCAAAAGGCCAAAAUGUGCAGGGGACGUGCAAAUACGGGACAAGAGUGGACUACAUAAUGGCAUCGCCUGAGUCUCCGUACAAGUUCGUGCCCGGUUCUUACUCUGUUUUGUCCUCCAAAGGCACCUCCGACCAUCACAUCGUUAAGGUUGAUGUCGUCAAACUCCGUACCAAGCACCUUCAGAUUCCCAACAGAUAGAGUUUUUGAUCGAUGAAGAUUACACAUUUUAAACACUAUGGCGCGAGUUUAUUUCCAGAUAUACAUAUAUAUAUAUAUGUAUAUAUAUUCCGUCAUUGAUGUCAUGUGUAUAUAUUUCAUAGACUAGCAUGGUCUCUGCUUUUGCUUAUCACCUUGGCUUUCUGAUUCUCAAUGAUCCUAUUCUGAGCCCUUUGACUUUUUACACUGGACGUAAGUGGUUUAACUAUA